UCACGCUGGUUCUAACCUUAAAAGUGGCUAACAAAACAAAAAAAAUUGCCUCGAAAUAUUUUGUUUUGCUAAUAGAUAAAUUACAUUUGUUAUAAAUUCAAUUCAAUAACAAUGAACCGAUGAUGCUCGUGUGCUCGCGUUUGAAACAUUUACAAUUCUAAAACUACACAAAGCAACUAACUGAACGUCCAUUAAAAAUCAAACAGCAAAGAAGCAGCAAGCAGCAGCAGCAGGACCGAGGCAACAAAAAUACAAAUACACAAAAAAAGAACACACAAAAUAAAUAAAUAAAAUUUGAAAGAAGCAGCAACAGCAGAAGAGAUACACAUUAUAGCAAGUGCUGCUAAGUGCUAAAUAGUGUUUUAGUUAGAGUUACGACGAUUGUUCGGUUCUUUUGCCAAAAUGUGCAGCUGAAAGUGAAAAAUGCUUUAAAUUACGAUUUUUCCACUGCGUUCUCUCUGGCCAAGAGAGCUGCCAGAGGAGUUUGCUUCGACUUCUCCAACUCCUGCCACAGUGAAACGCGAAAAUAUACUGAUGGAAUGUCCACCAAAAGUGAUUUAAGUAUAUUGUAAAUACGUCCGCAAUUGCAAAAACGUGAAUUGUUCAAGGAGGAUGCAUUCAAAGACAAUCGCAACUACCACCUAAAAUAAUAAGAAAAAAAAAAUCAGAUUCCGCGUCCGCGCCUGGUGCUAAAAGAAAAACCCACAACAAAAACAACAUAAUAUUAAUAACCGGCGACUGCCUCUGGAAUUGCUGUCGUCAAAAAUAUAUAAGAAGCCUUGUUUAGCAUUUAAUUUGUCGCCAUUUGCCGUUUUCGUGCCUCUCUCUUACUCUUGUUACAUUCUUUUGUUGUUUACGUUUGAACUGAAACGUUAACGUUAUAAUAACGUUGCAUAUUGGGCACAUUUGUUGAACAUUCAUAGACCUGAAUCUACUUGUGCAAUUCUUACCCCGCGCCCCUCCAAACAAAUUAUUGAAUAGUUACGAAUUCUUCUUCUUCGUUGAGCAUUUAAAUCAAAAUGAAAACUUCCUCAUCGGAUUUGCCAUCGAAAUCACGUCCAGCCGCUACAGCAACAGCAGCAACAAAAGCAACAAUAAAUUUACACCCGUCCAAACCCACCUCGUCGUUACCACCAUCAGCAACAGCAGCAGCAGUAACAACAACAACAACAACGUAUUUGCAUUUGCUACGCACGAGGGCCACACACUAUCAACCGCAUUAAAUGAGCUUCAAUUCAAUUACAAAUCAUUUAAAGAAACUGCAGUUUUUGGAAUCCCACGAUCUCCUAUUAUCCACACAAUCUUAAUGCGAAUUACUCAUGCCUUGUCUAACUGCCUUCCAAAUUCGCAAACGAAAUACACCAAGAACAUCUUCCAUAUCCCAAAUAUUUUUAAAAUAUCUGGCGUUUGUGAUUUGUUAAAAGUUAAAUGAUAAACCUUUGAUUGUAUUUAAAGUUAACGAUAAGCAAAAAAAGCAACAAAAAGUUAGUUAAAAUAUUUAGCAAACACUGAAAACGAAUCGCAACAACAACAGCAAAAAAAACGGCUUGAGUGUUGGCCAACAAAAAGGAGAGAAGCGAGCGAAUUUCAAAGUGGCAUGAGCCAUCCAUUGGGACUCCGGAAACAUGAUGAUAAUGAGUGUAGUGGGCCACGACCACCUGUACCCGGAGAAGAGAGCCGAGUUAAAAAGAUGACCGAAGGGGUGAUAGACACCUCAAAGAACUCACCUCCAUCUUAUCUGAACUGGGCGCGGACGCUUAACCAUCUGCUCGAGGAUCGCGAUGGGGUGGAGUUGUUCAAAAAGUAUGUCGAGGAGGAGGCGCCCGCCUACAAUGAUCAUCUAAAUUUCUACUUUGCCUGCGAAGGUCUCAAGCAACAGACCGAUCCUGAGAAGGUGAAGCAAAUCAUCGGAGCCAUUUAUAGAUUUUUGCGUAAGAGCCAGCUGUCCAUUUCCGAUGAUUUGCGAACUCAAAUCAAGGCAAUAAAAAACAAUGAGAUCCCGCUUAGUCCCCACAUCUACGAUCCCAUGCAGCAGCAUGUGGAGACAACCAUACGCGACAACAUUUACCCCAGCUUCCUCUGCUCCGAGAUGUACAUACAGUACAUACAGCAAAUGUCUGCGGUGCAGGAGCGCUUCAGUACCACCGCAUCGGGCAGCGCCGGCAGCAGCGGCAGCGGCGGCAGUUGUGGCAGCAACAACGGCAGCGUCACCGGCGCCUGUGCUCUGCCGGCGGCAACCGCCAAGCAAUUGCUGGUCACCACUGCGGGCGGCGCUUCAUUGCCGCCGGGCGUCUUUAUCAAUUUGCCAGUGAGCAGCGGGAAUGUGCUGCCCGCCGGCACUUGCAGCGCCAGCGGCAGUGUCUAUGGCCCAUCCACGUCCGCCAGUUCGAGUGGCUCGAUUAGUGCCACGGACACACUGCCGCGCAGCUCCACGUUGCCCACGCUGCACGAGGAUUCGGAAUUGUCGCUGUGCGAUGACUUCGAGAAGGUGCAAGUGGAGGGCGGACGGGCUCAGAUUGAUUUCCCAAUGCGACUCACGCGCGAUCUAUUGAUAGCCACGCAAAAAAGAAGACUGGAAAUUAGACCUCCCGGAGCUCAUGGUUAUGUCUAUACUGCGAGCACAAACACAUCCUUCGUACCCAAUUCACGCGUCGAUUCGGAGAGGGCAAGCGUUAGCUCCGGCGGCCGCACCGACUCUGAUACCAUGUCACUGUCCAGUUGUUCAAUGGAUGGCCGACCUUAUAUAGAGCGCAGACACAGUUCGACUGAAAGCAAGGCCAUACGUCAGAGCGCCAUGGCGAAUAAGGAGACCAACACGUUUCAGGUUAUACCUCGAACGCAACGACUACAUUCGAACGAGCACAGACCGCUGAAGGAGAACGAACUGUUGGCCUUGCUGAUACCUAAGCUGGAGGAAGUGAAACGUAAACGCGACUUGGAGGAGCGUGCACGUUUAGAGCGAAUGCCUGGUGCUGCGCUACCGAACAACGAAAGAUCCAGUGCCAGUGAUCGUGCAUUUGCCGAGGCGAUACGGGAGAAGUUUGCAUUGGACGAAGACAACGACCAAGACAUACUGGACCAGCAUGUGUCGCGAGUGUGGAAGGAUCAGACGCCACAUCGCUCACCUGGCACAAUGUCACCUUGCCCGCCCAUACCAUCGAGAAGACGCACUGCAACCCAUGACUCGGGCAUGGUCAGUGAUGGUGCCAUGAGUUUGAGUGGCCACUCAAUGAAGCACUCAAAGUCCAUGCCCGAUCCCAGUUCCUGCUCUAGGAAGCUCACAAACAAAUGGCCUUCAAUGAACACAGACAGCGGCAUUAGCAUGUUCUCAGCUGAUACCGUCAUGAAAUACAAGGAGACUAGCUCCCGUUCUGGUUCAAGCACGGCCUCGAAAUUGGAGGAGGCAAAACGAAGACUGGAAGACGAGCCGCGUCGUGUUCGUCGAUACGCCCAACAGCAGUUGCAAUCCCAUAUGGUGCAACAGCAGCAGCAGCAGCAACCUCUCGCCUCCUUUGGCAGCAGCAGCUGCAGCGGCACUUUGCAUCAUCAGGCUGUGGCGAAUCCACCGCCACUGCCAAUCAAGCCGCCGGAAACCGUUGUGGUAUUUUUAUUCUGUGAAGAGCCAGUGCCUUACAGAAUAAAAAUACCCGGUACUCAGCCGACCCUGCGCCAAUUCAAGGACUAUCUGCCCCGAAGGGGACACUUCAGGUAUUUUUUCAAGACGCAUUGUGAGGAUCCAGACAGUCCAGUGAUUCAGGAAGAAAUUGUUAACGACUCCGACAUACUUCCGUUGUUUGGAGACAAAGCGAUGGGUCUUGUCAAACCAUCGGAAUAAUUAUUAAGCCUAACAUGUAGAUUUUGUAUUAAGCUAAAUUAUGAAUGCUGGGGGGUCAUAAUGAUGAUGAGGAUAACGAUGACGAGGACGGUGUAAUGUACAUCUUAGAGAUACAAUAUCAGAAGCUAUUCCCAAGAAAUCAAAACUUAAAUAGAACUAAAACUGUACAUUCAAAAUAGGCUUUUGCAAGCAUCACAAACAAACAACUAUUGUACGCAUGGGAAAGGGGAUCGGGUUUUUGGGAUUGGGCAAUGGGGUUUUUUGUGGGAGCGGGGCGGGGCGGGGGGAGCAAUCUGUUUCAUAAUUUCGUCCUUUAACAUCUGGAGGUAUUUUUUUCUUUGCUUUUGUGAGAGAGAAUACAUACAUUAGUCUUAUUAACGAACAUUUACGUUAACUUUAUAUGUACGUGCGAUUAUUUAUUGAAUAAGUCGAGCAAACACGAAUCGUACAUUUAUAUAUAUAGAUAGAUAUGCAUAUGAUAAGUACGUAUGAUUUGUAUUUGUAUGUUUUCGACCAUUUAAACUCAACGAAAUCAAUCCGAAAUUCGUUUCCCCGUACCAAUUUGGUGAGACUCUUGAACACACACACACACCCAAACACACAUCCACAAUAGAAACAUAAUGAUUGAGCACAGCAUAUUUAAUUGAAAAGCGAAAAAGUUUAGAAAGUUCUCUGGGUAUUCCUGAAUUCGGAUUUGUUUGUUACUUUGUACUAACUAUGGACUGCCUGCAAUAAAUUUUGUUAAUAUUUUUAUAAUGUGCAUUUUAUGAUGAUAUAAACGAAAACAAAAAACAAAACACGAAAAAAGCAAAACGUAAAGAAGAUGAUAUGAUGAUAUUAACAAAGUUCUAUUCAAACUCGACAAAAAAUCAAAAUAUAAUCUGUUUUAUUUUUGUAUAAUCUAUUAUACUGCGUAUAUAGAAAGUAUGUACAUUUGAAUUUAUGUAUUUAUACACAACUGCAUACAAAUAUAUGGUAUGCAUUGUGCUUUCACAUCUACAUCUAUUGUCUACUAUUAAAACAAAAAAACGAAAACACACAUUUGUAUUUACCAUUGGACACAAUUUUCAUUUCAUUUGAUAAAAACAAUGAGUGCUAAUUGCUCCAAUAGUUGGAAAA
Drosophila sulfurigaster albostrigata is the source of this 4954-nucleotide messenger RNA. RefSeq names its product axin (gene Axn). The record is from RefSeq and is a predicted model, not a curated record. Lineage: Eukaryota; Metazoa; Arthropoda; Insecta; Diptera; Drosophilidae. Gene Ontology annotation, biological process: negative regulation of canonical Wnt signaling pathway.